This is a messenger RNA of Ostrea edulis (European flat oyster), 2772 nucleotides long. RefSeq lists its product as uncharacterized. The coding region runs from base 1 to 2772 and encodes 923 amino acids. The transcript has 2 exons. The record is from RefSeq and is a predicted model, not a curated record. NCBI's taxonomy places the organism in Eukaryota, Metazoa, Mollusca, Bivalvia, Ostreida, Ostreidae.
AUGAUGGAAAACAAAGAACGUACCAGACAGACUCCCAAAAGAAAGGGAAAUUACAGAACGUACCAGUCAGACUCCCAAAAGAAAGGGAAAUUACAGAACGUACCAGUCAGACUCCCAAAAGAAAGGGACAUUACAGAACGUACCAGACAGACUCCCAAAAGAAAGGGAAAUUACAGAACGUACCAGUCAGACUCCCAAAAGAAAGGGAAAUUACAGAACGUACCAGUCAGACUCCCAAAAGAAAGGGACAUUACAGAACGUACCAGUCAGACUCCCAAAAGAAAGGGAAAUUACAGAACAUACCAGACAGACUCCCAAAAGAAAGGGAAAUUACAGAACGUACCAGUCAGACUCCCAAAAGAAAGGGACAUUACAGAACGUACCAGUCAGACUCCCAAAAGAAAGGGAAAUUACAGAACAUACCAGACAGACUCCCAAAAGAAAGGGAAAUUACAGAACGUACCAGUCAGACUCCCAAAAGAAAGGGAAAUUACAGAACGUACCAGUCAGACUCCCAAAAGAAAGGGACAUUACAGAACGUACCAGUCAGACUCCCAAAAGAAAGGGAAAUUACAGAACGUACCCGACAGACUCCCAAAAGAAAGGGACAUUACAGAACGUACCAGUCAGACUCCCAAAAGAAAGGGACAUUACAGAACGUACCAGUCAGACUCCCAAAAGAAAGGGACAUUACAGAACGUACCAGUCAGACUCCCAAAAGAAAGGGACAUUACAGAACGUACCAGACAGACUCCCAAAAGAAAGGGACAUUACAGAACGUACCAGUCAGACUCCCAAAAGAAAGGGAAAUUACAGAACGUACCAGACAGACUCCCAAAAGAAAGGGACAUUACAGAACGUACCAGUCAGACUCCCAAAAGAAAGGGACAUUACAGAACGUACCAGUCAGACUCCCAAAAGAAAGGGACAUUACAGAACGUACCAGUCAGACUCCCAAAAGAAAGGGAAAUUACAGAACAUACCAGACAGACUCCCAAAAGAAAGGGAAAUUACAGAACGUACCAGUCAGACUCCCAAAAGAAAGGGAAAUUACAGAACGUACCAGACAGACUCCCAAAAGAAAGGGACAUUACAGAACGUACCAGUCAGACUCCCAAAAGAAAGGGAAAUUACAGAACAUACCAGACAGACUCCCAAAAGAAAGGGACAUUACAGAACGUACCAGACAGACUCCCAAAAGAAAGGGACAUUACAGAACGUACCAGACAGACUCCCAAAAGAAAGGGAAAUUACAGAACGUACCAGACAGACUCCCAAAAGAAAGGGAAAUUACAGAACGUACCAGUCAGACUCCCAAAAGAAAGGGACAUUACAGAACGUACCAGUCAGACUCCCAAAAGAAAGGGAAAUUACAGAACAUACCAGACAGACUCCCAAAAGAAAGGGAAAUUACAGAACGUACCAGUCAGACUCCCAAAAGAAAGGGACAUUACAGAACGUACCAGUCAGACUCCCAAAAGAAAGGGAAAUUACAGAACAUACCAGACAGACUCCCAAAAGAAAGGGAAAUUACAGAACGUACCAGUCAGACUCCCAAAAGAAAGGGACAUUACAGAACGUACCAGUCAGACUCCCAAAAGAAAGGGAAAUUACAGAACAUACCAGACAGACUCCCAAAAGAAAGGGAAAUUACAGAACGUACCAGUCAGACUCCCAAAAGAAAGGGACAUUACAGAACGUACCAGUCAGACUCCCAAAAGAAAGGGAAAUUACAGAACAUACCAGACAGACUCCCAAAAGAAAGGGAAAUUACAGAACGUACCAGUCAGACUCCCAAAAGAAAGGGAAAUUACAGAACGUACCAGUCAGACUCCCAAAAGAAAGGGACAUUACAGAACGUACCAGUCAGACUCCCAAAAGAAAGGGAAAUUACAGAACAUACCAGACAGACUCCCAAAAGAAAGGGACAUUACAGAACGUACCAGUCAGACUCCCAAAAGAAAGGGACAUUACAGAACGUACCAGUCAGACUCCCAAAAGAAAGGGACAUUACAGAACGUACCAGUCAGACUCCCAAAAGAAAGGGAAAUUACAGAACGUACCAGUCAGACUCCCAAAAGAAAGGGAAAUUACAGAACAUACCAGACAGACUCCCAAAAGAAAGGGAAAUUACAGAACGUACCAGUCAGACUCCCAAAAGAAAGGGAAAUUACAGAACGUACCAGUCAGACUCCCAAAAGAAAGGGACAUUACAGAACGUACCAGUCAGACUCCCAAAAGAAAGGGAAAUUACAGAACAUACCAGACAGACUCCCAAAAGAAAGGGACAUUACAGAACGUACCAGUCAGACUCCCAAAAGAAAGGGACAUUACAGAACGUACCAGUCAGACUCCCAAAAGAAAGGGACAUUACAGAACGUACCAGUCAGACUCCCAAAAGAAAGGGAAAUUACAGAACGUACCAGUCAGACUCCCAAAAGAAAGGGAAAUUACAGAACGUACCAGUCAGACUUCCAAAAGAAAGGGAAAUUACAGAACAUACCAGACAGACUCCCAAAAGAAAAAGACAUUACAGAACGUACCCGUCAGACUCCCAAAAGAAAGGGAAAUUACAGAACGUACCAGUCAGACUCCCAAAAGAAAGGGAAAUUACAGAACGUACCAGACAGACUCCCAAAAGAAAAAGACAUUACAGAACGUACCCGUCAGACUUCCAAAAGAAAGGGAAAUUACAGAACGUACCAGUCAGACUCCCAAAAGAAAGGGAAAUUACAGAACGUACCAGUCAGACUCCCAAAAGAACGGAAAUAA